Carassius carassius (crucian carp) is the source of this 1460-nucleotide messenger RNA. RefSeq names its product serine hydrolase-like protein. The transcript has 13 exons. NCBI's taxonomy places the organism in Eukaryota, Metazoa, Chordata, Actinopteri, Cypriniformes, Cyprinidae. Bases 417 to 1400 code for a protein of 327 amino acids. The record is from RefSeq and is a predicted model, not a curated record.
CGUUUACCUGGUGUUUUGGGUUUCAGAUCCGAUUCCGGACGCGUGAAGCCACGAUUAGUGCAAACGCCUGCUUUCUCAUGUGACCGGAUAUUUUCAAUAUAAAAGUCGGAUGGGACACAGUAAUGCUAAAUGAAACAAAGUGAUUGUAGUGGAGUGAAGUGUGUGUCAAAUUUACAGUUUAAAAAAAAAUAAUUUUUUGAUUGUUUUAUUUAUUUUCGAGAUGCAUUUUUCGGGAAAUAAACAUUCAGCGGCGAAGACUUCAUUUAAAAGUCACUGGAUAGUCUGCGCUUUGCUCACACUGUCACAGUGCGAGAUGUGCUUGUGAACAGUGAACUAGAAGAGCAGGCGAUAAUAAAUAUCCCUCGACUGUGUCCUGAUCUUGUAAGGGGGGUUGAACUGCACUGCAGGGUGUGAGAAUGCUGCCUGCUUUCACGAGCCUCAGACACUUAGCCACAAACAGAAUGAGGAGAGCAGCAUCUGAGUUCAGAAUGACUGUCCCGUGGGGAGAGAUAAGAGGUCAGGUUUGGGGUCCUUCUAAUGGCCGUCCCGUGCUGUGCUUGCACGGUUGGGCUGAUAACUGUGGGACGUUCAACUCCCUGAUUCCAUUGCUUCCCAAAGACUGGAGAUUCGUAGCCAUUGACUUUCCAGGUCAUGGUCUCUCGUCUCACAGGCCUGAUGGAUGCUUUUACAGCUUCCCUUUGUACGCGGCAGACGUGCGGCGAGUUGUAGAAGCUCUUCAGUGGAAACGAUUCUCUAUCAUGGGACAUAGUAUGGGUGGCAAUGUGGCAGGAACAUUUAGUGCCUUGUACCCAGAGAUGAUUGAUGCCUUAGUUCUUCUAGAUACUUAUGGAUUCCUCCCAACACAAGUGACUGACAUUUUUAAGAACAUGAGGAAAGGGAUCAAUGAUCAAAUCCAGUAUGACAACAAGACGGAGGAGAGGAAAGAGAGGGUCUACACAUAUGAGAAAGCCAAAGAAAGGUUGAAAGCUGCAAACCCCUCCCUUUCCGAUCAGUCUGCAGAUAUUCUGUUAGAGCGAGCGCUCAGAGAAGUUGAGGGAGGAUUUGUAUUCACCAGAGAUUUCAGGAUCAACCUGAAAAACAUUGCGAAUUAUAAUAUGGAACAAUGCCUCCACAUGAUGUCACAAGUUAAAGCCCCAGUGAUGAUACUGCUGGCAAAAGACGGCCUGUUCAAAACCUUUGUUCUACCUGAUGGAUAUGUUGAUUUGAUUCUGAAGAGCUGGGCCAAUCAAAAAGCCACUAUUGUUAAUGUAGAAGGGGAUCAUCAUAUUCACCUCAACAGACCUGAGUCCAUGGCCUCCAUAAUCACUGAUUUUCUUCAGUCACACAGUCCUGUCAAACCACAGAGUGAAUCUAACAAUAACCAGUCUUCCAAAUUAUAGCACACACAUGCUGAUCCAAAUAACGAAGCAAGUCUGUACUGAUUCAGAAUGCUCACACCA